Messenger RNA from Cucurbitaria berberidis CBS 394.84, 719 nucleotides. RefSeq lists its product as uncharacterized. The coding region runs from base 211 to 411 and encodes 66 amino acids. The transcript has 2 exons. NCBI's taxonomy places the organism in Eukaryota, Fungi, Ascomycota, Dothideomycetes, Pleosporales, Cucurbitariaceae. The record is from RefSeq and is a predicted model, not a curated record.
CAAACGGCAUGCGCCGUCUCAGCUCACCGCGACUUGAAAUCGAGUGCGUCGCAUGCGUUGUAGCAUAAAGAGUUUCAUCUCCCCCGCUUCCCGCUUCUUAUAAGCCUGCCGCUAUCACUCACUGCACUUUACCGCAACAAACUUUUACCACUACUACACCCACGAACCUUUUAAACCACAACACAUUUACAAAAACUCGCAACAGAAAAUAUGAAUUCCAACAACGGCCAAGCUGGUGGACAGAAGGAUUACCUUGACAAGGGCCUCGAGGCUGCGCAGAAGAAGUUCGGCGGCGCCCAGGGCCAGAAGAUGUCGCAGAACCGUGGCAUGAAUGAGAAAAUCACCGACGGCGCGCGCAAACUUUUCGAGAAGUUCACGGGCAAGAAGGUGAACUCAAAGUUCUCCAAUUAAGUUCAGUCCUAGCCUGGCCCACGAGGAAGAUACACGCGCGAAUGGUAGGGGUUAAUGAGGAUGGCGUAAGACUGCUCAGCUUGACUGGACGGACGCAGGGUAUGGAUAUUUCUCUCAUCGGAGGGAAGGACAAGGCCGGAGAGACCUUUCAGCCUGUGGGAAUUCGUUUCUAACAUUCUAUCAUGCGGUCAGGUCUGGCUGAGGAGAUGGAGGCGUGAAUCUUUGAACGGUGGGAAAGGUGGAUGGAAAGGAAGCAGAGGGUUUAUGUAGAUGCUUUUUGAAAUGAUACCCCCCCAACGACUACGAGG